GUGGUGCCUGUGCUCCUGAUGCCACCCGCCAGCCAAGCUCCGGGCACAGCAGUCGCUGCUCCAACCGCUGCAGUUGCUCCAGCUGCCAUCGCCGGUCCACAGCCGCAGGGGCAGUUUUACAAUGCCCAACUGGAGCCGGCUGCCUAUGCCUGUGUUCCUGUCUUGCCCCUCAAACCGAUAAGCAAUGGAGUGGGAACCAAUAGUCAUCAGCACCAUCAUCAUCAUCACCAGCAGCAGCAGCAUACGCAGCAGCAGCCGCCUCAGCAUCACCAACAUCCGCACCAGAACAUCCACAAUCACAACCAGAUUCAGAACCAGAACCAGAACAAACGCAAAUUUUCAACUUUCUUUUAGGGAACUAAGGGAACUAGCCCUAGUCCGUGUCCUUUUUUUACCGAAUGAUUUGAGUGGAGAGCAUGUGAGGGUGUAUCUAUCUAACCAGAGCUAUUUACACCAGAUGUGUGUGUAUAUAAGUUGCACUGCUGUUGUAGCUAUUGCUAAACUUUAAGUAAUUUUAUUAUGUAAUUUUUACGCUUUGUUAUUAUGAUUUUAAUUUUUUAAUGCACUUUGGAAGACGUUUUACACGAUCUGAUAUCGAAAGAAAUUAUUUAUACGUUUAAUGCUUUCUAUACAUAUAUGAUCGAUAACGAUGAAGAUGAGAAUAUGAGCAUGUGGAUACAGAUACAGUGUGUUUCAUGGGUGCAGGAAUAGUAAUUGGCGAAUAAAGUAAUUCGCGCAGCAAUUCCCCGAGCUAAUGCCACGCACUGUAUUCGCCCUGCCGAUCUGCUAUAUCUAUUAUACAUAUAGUACACACAUAUAUGGAAACCUUUUGCAAUCAACAUGAAAAUCGCCAAAAUUUGUACGUGUUUGUGUGCGUGUGCCUGUCUGUCUGUGCGUCUGUCAUGUGUGUGUUUAACAUUAGUCUUUAUAAAUUUAUAUCUAUUUAUGCCAUAUAUUGUAUAUAGGAUAUGCUACGUCAGGGCCCAGGUGCAGAGAAACUUUUGUCAUUUGUGUACAUAGGUGUAGAAGGUGGAGGGAGACGGAGGAGGAACCGAUUUGUGCUAAGUAUCCAGAGAUUAUAUAAUGCGUUGGAGAAUUUAGCGAGUGUGUCCGGUCCACGAACUCCAGGAUCUGGACGACGUCAUAUGUCAUAUGUCUUUGCUACGGGUUGUACGGAGCAACACUCCUAAUCUAUCAUAAUCUGUAAAUAGAAGCCCGUUUUGUAAGAACUACCUCCCUCCUCUCCAUUCCGCAGUCCAGUGAAAAGCGAAAGGUUAUGUCGUCGACCCGGGGACAGUGCGUUUCGAGGCUGUAUGUGCUUGUUUUAAUCCCCAUUCAUACGCAUUCAGCAACCUAAGGUUUCAUUUGAAGUCAUUCUGCAGAUUCAGCAAUCCACUUAUUUUCUUACUCAGGACCGCGACUAAAACAAACGAAAUGGCGUUUGUCACUUUCACAUCUCUUCGCCUACAGCGCCGAAACGCACUGUCCCCAGGUUGUCAUACGCUCCCAGGCGAGAUUUAAUGUUUUUUUUCCUCAUUUACUUAGAAUUCGUAAGAGAGCCCUAAUCUGGAACCGCAGCUUUCGGCGCGUGUAACUUGAAUGUCGUCCACUUUAAAUCAGUUCUGAUUUUCCUGUACAUAACUGUAAUAACGCAUGAGAAUUCUUCGGUUCGGACUACCAACUACGUAUGUGGGUGGGUACGCCUGCUUGCCUUUAAUAGGCCCAACUUUGUUGUUAUGUUUUUAAGUGAACUUAGCUUUUAUAAUACCGAUCCCCGUUGCCCCCUCUUUCAAGUGUGUUGUUCGCCAAGUGUGUGUGUUCUUGGAUCAAUUCAAUGGCAUGUUUCAGCUCGAUUGUUUUAUUCCUCAUUGAAUGCAUAUGCAAAUGCAAGUGGCAAAUUUCAAGCGAUAAUAUCUGUAAGAAAGUUAGCUAUAUAUACACGACACUCGAUCGAUCGAACGAGAGAGAGAAUUAUACAUGUGUAAGGCGAUCAAUCCCCAAUCCGAAUCCGACCCUCUUCCCUGGCCACAUAGAUCAUGAGAAUUGUGCAAGGAUCAAAACUUGUAUAGACUAUGCAGUAAGGUGCGCGACAUAAGUGUCUGGAGCAGGCAGUUUCUUCCGUUUUGCUUAUUUUUUUUAAUUAGAACUUCAAUUUAUCGAAUAUUAACACUUCCAGUUGCAAGGAUUUUGGUGACUAACUUAUACGAGUUAUACGAGUCUGUUCCCGUCACGAAUUUCGCACACCUUAUUUAACGGAUCAAGAGUAUAUAUUAUACACACGUAUAUUUAAGCGUUUUUUGCUAACACAUUAAUUCAUGAAUUUGCAACAAUAUUUAAUAUAAAUACAGAAAUGCAUAUACAAACGAAACAAAAAAAAAGAGAAGAAAAAUCAUUAAAAAACAAAAGUGUAAUGUAAAAUGUAAUGUGAAUGAGAUUGAGAAGGGAAUGAAAUUGUUUUAGAUUUUUAUACCAAAUUUAAUUAAUGUAAAACCACGAAUUGUUUAUUUUUUUGUAUACCCCGUAAUCCCCGUCAGAAUGCGAGAAAUCCCUGCCAGAGAAAUCCUCGAGUUCGAAAUUGUUUUUUUUUUUUUGUAUUGAAUACUUAUGUAAUUUGUAAAUUAUAUGACAAGUAAUCAAAUAGCAAGCAUAAACAGCAAGGCAAUUAAUAAACAAUACAAAUAAAAAUGCAAA
Molecule: messenger RNA, 2691 nt
Organism: Drosophila sechellia
Lineage: Eukaryota; Metazoa; Arthropoda; Insecta; Diptera; Drosophilidae
Product: MOB kinase activator-like 2
Exons: 1
Coding region: 19-354 (111 amino acids)
Source: RefSeq, a predicted model, not a curated record